Molecule: messenger RNA, 1320 nt
Organism: Cajanus cajan (pigeon pea)
Lineage: Eukaryota; Viridiplantae; Streptophyta; Magnoliopsida; Fabales; Fabaceae
Product: putative transcription factor At5g28040
Biological process (GO): regulation of DNA-templated transcription
Cellular component (GO): nucleus
Source: RefSeq, a predicted model, not a curated record
AUUCUUAUUGUUAAUGUUAUUGGCACCGAGUGAAGUGACUCCAACAAAUCCCGUGAAAGAAAACACUCCCUACGCCCUUCGCCUACUCAAUUCCCAUGGCAUCCGAUCUAAACGACGCCGUUUUCCCCGAAGAAGAUCUCGACGACGACGAGGACGAGACUCAAGAGGAAGAAGAGGAGGACGACGAAGACGACGACGUUUUAGGCGAGCCCGACGACGACGAAACCGAGCCCCCUCCCUCCGUCCUCGCCGCCGCGCCCCUUUCCGCCGCCUCCCAAGCCCUCGACACCGCGUCAAUUCCGACCUCCGCCGACGAUUCCUCGCCGAAACGACAGCGGACAGAGCAAGUCGAGGAGAAGAAGGCGCUGGACGAUUCUCGGCGGCUGUUCCAGCGUCUGUGGACGGACGAGGACGAGAUCGGGCUUCUGCAGGGGUUUCUGGAGUACACGGCGCAGCGAGGAUCCUCUCACCACAACGACACCGCGUUGUUCUACGACCAGAUCAAGUCGAAGCUUCAACUCGGUUUCAACAAGAACCAGCUCGUGGAGAAGCUCCGCAGGCUGAAGAAGAAGUAUCGCAACGUCGUCGGCAAACUCGGCUCCGGCAAGGAGUUCUCCUUCAAGAGCCCUCACGACAGAGCCACCUUCGAAAUCUCGCGGAGGAUCUGGAGCAACACCGCUCCAGUCGCCGCUCCCGAAGACGACGACGAAAUCAACCCUAACCCUAAUUUCGGUCAUUCCGUGAAGACGCCGCUGUCGCGGAAGCGGUCGCGGCCUCGACCGGAGAAGCGCGAGUUGAACGAUAGGGGUAAUAAUUGUAUUGGAAAUAAUAACAAUAACAAUAAAGAUAAUGAAAGUUGUGAUAGUAGGAAUAACGUACAGGUUGUGAUCGAAGAGACGGUAAGGAGUUGUUUGACGCCGGUGCUGAAGGAGUUCGUGGGAUUGGUAAGAGGGUUUGGAGUUGGAGCAUUGAAUCCCUUGCCAAUGCCUUUGAUUUUAUUGAAUUUGGGGAUUGGGGAAAUGGCGAUGGAUGAGAAGUGGAGGAGGCAACAUAUUUUGGAGAUGGAAGUUUAUUCAAAGCGUUUGGAAUUGAUGCAGGAUGAGAUCAAGGUUGCUCUCGAGGAGUUGCGAUCUUCUGGAGGAGGAUGAGAAUGACCCAAUAUAAAACUAAGUUUAUAGGUGUUUUACUUUAUAAGGAUUUACAUUUACUUGCUAAUUAUUGAUCCAUCAAUGGUUUGAUAGGCUACUUUUUAUCAUUUUUAUUAGUUUAGGUUUUGAUUAUUGCAUACAGCAGAUGUUGAAUAAAAUGUUCUUGUUUAUA